Molecule: messenger RNA, 852 nt
Organism: Pyrgilauda ruficollis (rufous-necked snowfinch)
Lineage: Eukaryota; Metazoa; Chordata; Aves; Passeriformes; Passeridae
Product: neuropeptide-like protein C4orf48 homolog
Exons: 4
Coding region: 114-398 (94 amino acids)
Source: RefSeq, a predicted model, not a curated record
GUGCACAUGCUCAGAAAUGCUGCACUUGUUCUCUUAGCAGUUUGCAGCGGCCAUUUCAAAGAAACCAUCACAAAGACAAGAGAAAGAUCAGCAGAGAAGCACCCAUUCCCAAGAUGCUGGCACCCUGCCUUCUGAGGAGAGCUGUCCUUACAGUUCCUUUAGUUUUUGUGGUUGCACUUCUUGUCACGGAGCCUGUCAGAGCUGAGCAAGAAGCAGGAACAGCCAUACCAGCUGAAAGCCGCCCCUGUGUUGAUUGCCAUGCCUUUGAGUUCAUGCAGAGAGCUCUGCAGGAUUUGAAGAAGACAGCAUAUAAUCUAGACACAAGGACAGAAACUCUGCUGCUUCAGGUGGAAAAGAGAAAUCUGUGUGACUGCAUAGCUGCUAAUCUACUGAACUGAAUCCUGGAGACCCCUGAGGAGACUCACCUGUCCAGCAGUUUUUAAAAUGCAGCUGUAUAAAAUACAGCUUUAUGGAGUUCAUGUGGCAAGCAUGUAUGUCCCAAUGUACUGAUGAAACUGGGGCCUGUGUCUGAUGUAUUUGUCUGUUCUGUAUCUUUUUUUAAAAGUACCCUCUUUUCACAUCUGCUGGAUUGCCAGUAAGGGCUCAAUUCAGUAAAUCUGUUACUUGAUAUUAGGGUGGGGGGAAAAUGUACCUGCUUUGAUUUUUAAAUCAGAAUUUGCCAAGUGUAACCCCCACCCAAGAUAAUUUUGGAGAACAGUGCCCUAGAGACACGUGCAGCUGUUUUUUUGUCUUUAAUAUGAACAUAUGUCUGUGGCAACUUACCCAGUUACACUGAGACAUGACACUGUAGUCUCUGUAGGCUUUGCCUGUGUAUUAAAGAUGAUGAAGUCC